Messenger RNA from Emys orbicularis (European pond turtle), 1308 nucleotides. RefSeq names its product heparan sulfate 6-O-sulfotransferase 2 (gene HS6ST2). NCBI's taxonomy places the organism in Eukaryota, Metazoa, Chordata, Testudines, Emydidae. Gene Ontology annotation, molecular function: heparan sulfate 6-sulfotransferase activity. The record is from RefSeq and is a predicted model, not a curated record. Gene Ontology annotation, cellular component: membrane.
AUGGAGGCGGCGGCCGGGGCUGGGCGGCGGGCGCAGGGCCCCGGGGUGCUGCCGGCGCGGGCAGUGAGCGCAGCCUGCGCCGGGCGCCCCGCGCUCGCCAUGGAGGAUCGCUCCAACAAGCUGCUGCUGGCCCUGGUGAUGCUCUUCCUCUUCGCCGUGCUGGUGCUGCAGUACGUGUGCCCAGGCCCCGAGUGCCAGCUGCUCCGGCUGCACGCCUUCAGCCCCUCGCUGGCAGACCCCUACCGGGCGGAGGACGAGACCCCGGCCCGCUUCGUGCCCCGCUUCAACUUCUCCGGGCGCGACCUGCUGCGGCGGGUGGAUUUCAACAUCAAGGGCGACGACCUGAUCGUCUUCCUGCACAUCCAGAAGACGGGCGGCACCACCUUCGGCCGGCACCUGGUGCGCAACAUCCAGCUGGAGCAGCCCUGCGAGUGCAAAGCCGGCCAGAAGAAAUGCACCUGCCACCGGCCGGGCAAGCGGGAGACCUGGCUCUUCUCCCGCUUCUCCACCGGCUGGAGCUGUGGAUUGCACGCCGACUGGACCGAGCUCACCAACUGCGUCCCGGCCGUGGUGGACAGCAAGAGAGAAGUCAAGCGCAGACCAUCCAGGAACUUUUACUAUAUUACAAUCCUGCGCGACCCUGUGUCCCGAUAUUUGAGUGAAUGGAGACAUGUCCAGAGAGGAGCAACGUGGAAGGCUUCCUUACACGUGUGUGAUGGAAGAUCUCCAACUACUGAAGAGUUACCCAGUUGUUACACAGGGGACGACUGGUCAGGCUGUUCCCUUAAGGAAUUUAUGGAUUGUCCGUACAAUCUAGCCAAUAAUCGGCAGGUCCGCAUGCUGUCUGACCUAAGCUUGGUUGGAUGUUACAACUUGUCUGUCAUGCCAGAAGAGCAAAGAAAUAAGGUUCUUCUAGACAGUGCAAAAGAGAACCUGAAACGUAUGGCUUUCUUUGGCCUUACGGAGUUUCAAAGGAAGACUCAGUAUCUGUUUGAAAAAACUUUUAACAUGAACUUCAUCGCGCCGUUCACACAGUACAAUAGCACAAGGGCCUCUAGUGUGGAAAUAGACGAGCAGACUCAAAAACACAUCGAGACCCUCAAUUUUUUAGACAUGGAGUUGUAUGAUUAUGCAAAAGACCUUUUUUUGCAAAGGUAUCAGUACAUGCGACAGAAAGAACACCAAGAAGCCAGGCGGAAGCGCCAAGAGCAACGGAAGAUCCUGAAGGCAAAACAAGCCCACAAUAAAGAACAGAGUGAUGAUAAUUCAACUACUGAUUACAUAGGGAAUGUGGAACGGUGGCGAUAA